AUGGCCGAGACGAAAGACCACUGGUCGUCUGAGGCAUACCAGCACUCGGCCUCCUUCGUGCCGAAGCUCGCCACCAAGAUCCUACAAUGGCUCGAUCCGCAGAAAGACGACGUGAUCUUGGAUAUCGGCUGCGGUGACGGCGUGAUCAACAUCCAGCUGCAAGACAUCCUGGCCCAGGGUAGUGGCAGCAUCCACGGCACGGACGCAUCGCCGGCUAUGAUCGAGGCGGCCACGCAGGCGGCUAGUAAAGCCGGGGCGUCGAGAUGCACGUUUGAAGUCGUCGACGCCCUCGAGCUCGCCCAGGCAGCGCACCUGCAGCGCGGGCACUUCACCAAGAUAUUCUCCAACGCGGCGCUGCACUGGGUCCUCGGGUCAUGCAAGGCGUCUCGCGCGCAGCAAGCGGGGGUCUUCCGGGCGGCGCGGGACGCCCUCGCGCCCGGGGGGCUCUUGGCGUUCGAGAUGGGCGGGCUGGGCAACGUGGGGGAGAUGCGGGCGGCGCUGGUGGGCGCAGUGGCGCGGCGCGUAGGGCUCCCCCGGGCCGUCGAGCACGACCCAUGGUUCUUCCCGGACGAGGGCUGGGCGCGCGAGAUGCUGGAGACAGAGGUCGGCGGGUGGGAGGUGGUGAGGGCGGAGCGGGAGUACAGGCCUACGCGGGCGGAUGCGGGGGCCGUCGAGGGGUGGGUGAGGUUGUUUGGGGCGCGGUUCUUCGAGGCGUUGGAGGAGGGGCGGGAGAGGGAGGAGUGUAUAAGGGAGGUGGUGGACGUGUUGGAGGUUGUGUGUAAGAAUCCGAGUGGGGGGUUCCAUUUGGGGUAUGUGAGGUUGAGGGUGCUGGCGAGGAAGUUGUGA
Molecule: messenger RNA, 846 nt
Organism: Daldinia caldariorum
Lineage: Eukaryota; Fungi; Ascomycota; Sordariomycetes; Xylariales; Hypoxylaceae
Product: S-adenosyl-L-methionine-dependent methyltransferase
Exons: 4
Coding region: 1-846 (281 amino acids)
Source: RefSeq, a predicted model, not a curated record